Messenger RNA from Hibiscus syriacus, 620 nucleotides. RefSeq lists its product as uncharacterized. NCBI's taxonomy places the organism in Eukaryota, Viridiplantae, Streptophyta, Magnoliopsida, Malvales, Malvaceae. The record is from RefSeq and is a predicted model, not a curated record. The transcript is spliced from 3 exons. Bases 104 to 604 code for a protein of 166 amino acids.
UUUCUGCUCCCUUUCUGUCUAAUUAAAUUCCCUUUUUAUCUGCUUCUACUCUAGCGAAGAAACAGGGCAGCUUUCAAAGUUUUUGUGGUUUGAGAGGCAGAAAAUGGAGAAAGAAUCACCCACAUCUCUCUCAAUUGCAAUCCAUUCGCGGCCAACUGCAACUCCUGUGAAGAAGGAUAGCUCCUCCAUAGCUGGCUUCUUGAGUAAAUCUGGGUACAAAUUCUGGGUUUUGACUACAAUUCUCUUACUUGCGUUUUGGUCCAUGUUUACUGGCUCUGUUUCUCUCAAGUGGUCUUCUGGCAAUCUGAAUACAUUCUCUCAUGAUUCCGAUUUCUCUCUUCAUCAAGAUCUCGACGUCCUUGAAUUGGAGGAAAGAGAGAAAGUGGUGAGGAAGAUGUGGGAUGUUUAUACGCAUAGCACAAGGGUUCGUUUGCCCAGGUUUUGGCUUGAAGCUUUUGAGGCUGCUUACGAGAGUUUAUCAAGUGAUGAUGCUGGAGUUCGAGAUACUGCCAUCUCUGAGAUUGCUAAAUUAUCAUUGCGAUCCAUAAAUCUUGACUCCCCCUCCGCUCAAUCAAAGAGUAGUAGCAGUGAAGGGAGAAAAUGAGUUCCAAAGAAGGUGA